GAAAAAACCGUUUCCACAAUGGGAAAUGAUGUCCUGUUGUUCAUAGCUAUAAUACACUUAGUUUCAAUUCAGAAGAUUUGUUAUGCAGGGGAUACCAUUAAAUCCACUCACUUCCUUAAAGAUGGUGAAACCAUUGCUUCUUCUGGUGGAACUUUUGAGUUGGGAUUUUUUAGCCCAAACAAUUCAUCGAAUCGCUACGUUGGCAUAUGGUACAAGCAAUUGCCUAUUCACACCGUAGUAUGGGUUGCCAAUAGAGAUGCUCCCAUCACCAAUAAAUAUUCAGUGGUCUUGCAGAUGUUCAAUCCAGGCGGGCUAGCUCUUGUUGGUGGCAACAAUUCCAUAUUUUGGCAUACUAACACUUCCAAAUUCGUCCAAAAUCCAGUUGCCAGAUUAUUAGAUUCUGGGAAUCUAGUGAUUACUGAUGCAAAUGAUAGUAAUCCAGAGAAUUUUCUGUGGCAAAGUUUUCAUCAUCCUACAGAUACUCUUUUACCAGGCAUGAUGCUUGGAAAGAAUUUCCAUACUGGUAUUGAGAUUAUUCUAUCAUCAUGGAAGGCAGAAAACAAUCCAGGCUCGGGGGAAUAUAAAUUUCUGGUUCAACCUACAGGGUAUCCACAAGUGCUCAUAAAACGAGGCGAGGAAGAAGUGUUUCGGUCAGGACCAUGGAAUGGUCUGGAUUUGAAUGGAACACCAGGCAUGGGCAAGUUGGGAACCAUCACCCAAACUUUUGUAAUUGCUAACGCAACUGGUUUUUGGCUAUACUACAAGGUUUUUAAUAGCUCAAGCUUGGUAAGGGCAAUAAUAUCAAGCUCUGGGACCUUACAGUUCUAUUUAUGGGCAGAUGGUUCACAGGAAUGGAAAAUUCUCUACACUGCACCCACAGAUAUCUGUGACAGAUAUGGAUAUUGUGGAGCAAAUGGUAUUUGUUACUAUGAUAACUAUCCUUCUUGUAGUUGUUUAGACAAAUUUAUGCCUAAAAAUGCAGUGGGGUGUGUUCGGAGGACACCCUUGAGUUGUCAAAAUGGAUCCUCAGAUGGAUUCUUGAAAUAUAGUGGUCUUAAAUUUCCAGAUACAAAGUUGUCAUGGUUCAACAGCAGUAUGGACCUUAAAGAGUGUGAGAAAUUUUGCUUGAAGAAUUGCAACUGUACAGCUUAUUCAAGUUUGGACAUAAGUAAUGGAGAACAUGGCUGUUUGAUUUGGUUCGGUGAUUUGAUUGAUCUUAGAGUGCUACCUGGGCAAGAUCUUUUCAUUAGGAUGGCUGCUUCUGAUUUAGAUUACACUUCAAGCUCAAAGGGCAAGAAAUUAAAUAAUAUAGUAAAAUGGACUUCAUCAUUGUUGAUUGUACCGCUGGCUCUGAGUUUGGUGACUAUGAUUCUGAAACUCUAUAAACGGAAAUGGAAGGAGAUGGAACCAGUUCAAACAGAGUUGUUAUUGGUAGAAGAUCAAACGUUAUUUGAAGCAUCUACAAUAAUAAGAGCAACUGAAAACUUUUCAAUCAAGAACAAGAUUGGAGAGGGAGGGUAUGGACCUGUUUACAAGGGAGUUCUAGAUGAUGGUAGGGAAAUAGCUGUGAAAAGGCUUUCAAAAACUUCUACUCAAGGGCUUGAAGAGUUCAAAAAUGAAGUCAAUUUUAUUGCUAAACUUCAACUUAGAAAUCUUGUGAAUCUUCUUGGAUGGUGCAUUAAAGGGGAGGAAAUGUUGUUGAUAUAUGAAUAUAUGCCAAACAAAAGCCUGGACUCAUUUAUAUUUGAUAAUUCAAGAAGAGUGUUACUUGAUUGGACAAAACGCUUUGACAUUAUCAAUGGAAUUGCUAGAGGGUUUUUAUAUUUGCACCAAGAUUCACGUCUAAGAAUUAUUCAUAGAGACCUUAAAGCUAGCAACAUUUUGUUGGAUAUUGACAUGAACCCAAAGAUAUCAGACUUUGGCCUAGCUAGAAGCAUCGGAGGAAAUGAAACUGGAGCAAAUACAACCCGAGUAGCUGGAACACAUGGCUACAUGUCGCCGGAGUAUGCAGGAAGUGGAAUGUUCUCUACUAAAUCAGAUGUAUUCAGUUUUGGUGUCUCAGUGUUAGAAAUUGUGAGUGGGAAAAGAAAUAGGGGAUUUUCUCACCAAGAUCACUAUGAGAACCUUCCUAGCUAUGCUUGGAAGCUUUAUAGAGAUGGUAGAUCAAUUGAACUACUAGAUGAGCAUUUGGUUGAAUCGUGCAAUUUGACUCAAGUUCUAAGAUCAAUUCACGUUGGGUUAUUAUGCGUUCAACAAUACCCAGAAGAUAGACCAAGCAUGUAUUCCGUAGUUCAAAUGUUGUCCAAUGAUGCGGACUUGGCUAUUGCUAAAAAACCUGGUUUUUUCACAGGAAGGGCAAUUGAGGCCCAUAUUUCUACGGUGGAAAUAACUGAUUCUGUAAAUGAAGUCACCAUUUCAUUGUUAAAUCCUCGUUAAAAAUGAAUGCAUAAUCAGGUUGAGCUAGGGCUCCCCAAGUUUCUAUGUGUUCUUUCUAGCAUUCAUAGUUACAUUGUUGAACCUAAAACUCUUUUAAGCAUACAAGGACAGCAAAAUAAAUAUGCAUGUUUAUACCA
Messenger RNA from Ipomoea nil (Japanese morning glory), 2573 nucleotides. RefSeq names its product G-type lectin S-receptor-like serine/threonine-protein kinase At4g27290. Gene Ontology annotation, molecular function: ATP binding; protein serine/threonine kinase activity. The record is from RefSeq and is a predicted model, not a curated record. Gene Ontology annotation, biological process: recognition of pollen; protein phosphorylation. NCBI's taxonomy places the organism in Eukaryota, Viridiplantae, Streptophyta, Magnoliopsida, Solanales, Convolvulaceae. Bases 19 to 2436 code for a protein of 805 amino acids. The transcript has 8 exons.